AGAAUUGCAACCAUGGCAUAAAACAGAGUUGGUCUGGUUCAGUGGAGUACUGGAGUUGCCUGUAGUGUAGAUCCAAUUUGUUUUAAAAGCACUUCUGGAAGUCUGAACUCUUCCAUCAUAUUUAAUUGUUUAAAGCUUUAAUUCAUGAUUAUACAAUAAACAGAAGAACAGGUUUUCCCCUCUUCUGUUAUCUUCUGGCUUGAAUUGUUUUUCAUGAUUGCUUUACCUUGUUUGUUUUACAAGGAUGACUAUCUUUUUCUGUUUUCUGUCCCAGAGCUUAAUACUUUGUAUGUGUUUGCACAGCAAAGGAAAAACCUGCAGCUGGCCUUACUUUAGCUGACUUUGGGAUUCUGCAAGGUGGGAGGAUUCCAGGGCUUCAGCUCCAGCUCCGGCAUGGAAAUCUACCUGGCCCCUAGCCCAGAGCCCUGUGAGCCAGUGUUGGCUGAAAUACAAAUAAGGGAACCCACAGAAAAGGAAGUAAAUCUUCAAUUGUUACCAGGUGAAUUGCUGCUCUGUGAGGCAAGCAGAGUAUUAAAAUGUGUACAAGAAGACGGUUCAAAUCGUGGCACCUAUGGGAAACUUAUUUGCACAAACUUCAAGAUUGCUUUUCUUGGUGAUGAAUCUUCUGCAGAUGAUGAACCAGAAUUUAAGAAUAAGAUCAUAGAAGAAAAUGACAUAACUCUGCAUUGUGUAGACCACAUUUAUGGAGUUUAUGAUGAGAAAAAGAAAUCUCUGUUUGGACAACUGAAAAAAUAUCCAGAGAAAUUAAUCAUCUACUGUAAAGAUCUUAGAGUGUUUCACUUCUGUCUGAGGUACACAAAGGAAGAGGAGGUAAAAAGGAUCGUCAGUGGCAUAGUUCAUCAUAGCCAGACUCCUAAGCUACUUAAACGCUUGUUUCUGUUCUCGUAUGCCACAGCCGCACCAACCAAAACAGUCUCUCAAAACCAAACUGUGAUGUUUGAUACUAUUAAGGAUUGGCGUGAAGAGUUGGAACGGACCAAAGGGAACAUGAAAUAUAAAGUAGUGAGUGCCAAUGAAGCCUACAAAGUCUCUGAAAGAUUACCAUUGUAUUUUGUUGUUCCCAUGUCCCUUUCUGAAGAGAGUAUCUUGCAGCACCAAGGAAGAGGCAUUCCAAUUUGGUGUUGGUCUUGCCAUAAUGGUGCUUCUCUUCUCAAAAUGUCUGCUUUUCCCAAAGAACAAGAAGACAACACUUCACAAAUGCACAGAUUGUUUUUGGAUGGAGUUUAUAAGACAAUUCACAAACCACCUUAUGAAGUCUUGAAAACUGAUGACCUUUCAAACAGCCUUCCAUCUCUUCAAGAUAUUCAUGCUGCAUACACUAGAUUUAAACAGCUGUUUCUGAUAGAUAACCGAACAGACUUCUGGGAUACUGAUGUAAAGUGGUUUUCAUUACUGGAGAGCACAAACUGGCUGGAAAUCGUUAGGCGAUGUCUGAAAAAAGCAAUAGAGGUUGUUGAGUAUCUAGAAGGACAGAACACAAACGUUCUCCUUGUAGAGGAGUAUGCCUCUGAUCUGUGCUGUGUGAUCUCCAGUCUAGUUCAGGUGAUGAUGGAUUCACACUACAGAACAAAGUUUGGCUUUCAGAGCCUUAUUCAGAAGGAGUGGGUAAUGGGAGGACAUUGUUUUUUGGAUCGCUGCAACCAUUUACGGCAAAAUGACAAAGAGGAGGCUCCUGUUUUUCUGCUCUUCUUAGAUUGUGUUUGGCAAUUGGUACAACAGUAUCCUCCAGCAUUUGAGUUCACAGAGACCUACUUAACUGUUUUAUCAGACAGUUUAUAUAUACCUAUUUUUAGCACCUUCUUCUUCAAUUCACAGCAUCAAAAGGACACUAAUAUGUCUGGGGAAAGCUACAAUGCACAAAGCAGCCAUUUCAGGUUUCUUACAGUUUGGGAUUGGUCUGUGCAGUUUGAACCCAAAGCACAGGUUUUGCUGAACAACCCUCUUUAUGCAGAGAAGCAAAAACUGGACCGAAGUCAGCGGAAAACUACACGAUUCAAACAUCAACGACAGCUUUCUUUGCCACUGACACAAACAAAAUCUUCUCCAAAAAGAGGAUUUUUUAGGGAGGAAACUGAUAACUUUAUUAAAAACAUUCUGGGCAAAAGAAUUAGCAAACUGAUAAAUUCUUCAGAUGAGCUUCAUAACUCUACAGAGUUCUAUGAUAGCUGGCACUGUAAACCUGUUGACUUCCAUGGUCUUCUGCUGCCUCACAUUGAAGGGCCAGGAAUCAAAGUUUGGGCACAGCGAUAUUUACGAUGGAUUCCUGAAGCACAGCUGGUAGGUGGUGGUAUAGUUGCCACUACAACUAAAGUCUUGGACGUGAUGGAGGAAGUGCAGCGUUUACAGAAGAAAAUGGAUGAAAAACAUAGUCAAACAGUCUUCCAAGGCAGAGAAGUUCUUCCAAUGCUGAGAAAUUCUGCUCGUUUGUCAUCUUUGUUUCCAUUUGCUAUGCUUCAGAGGAAUUCUCUCAAGCCAGUUCUGCCCACCAGCACCUGGAAAGACUUGGAAGAUGAGGAAGACUUGGCCAAGAGAGAUGACGAAUUUGUUGAUUUAGGUGAAGUGAUUUGACAUGACUCAGAUGGCAGAAAUGAAAGUAUUGGCAGAAAUUUCAGUGCGAGUUGUACAUGUUAAACUUCAGGUUUAAAUGUUAUGCUGUGUCCUAACGAUGGAGUUCUUCCUUUGAAGUGUCUGCCUUUGGCUUCAGCCAAUAGGCUAAAAUCUUAACCCAGCUCUUUAGUGCAGGCAUCAUUAGCUAUCACAAUUAAUGUUUUUAUAUUGUCUGUGGGGAAAACAUUGAUAUGGUUCCUUGCUUAGUCUAGCAAUGUUUACUGCAGACAGAUAUAAGGGUUGAAGAGAGACAUUGCUUUGUUGUGAAAUGUCUCUACUGUAGAAUGUCAAAGAAAAAAUGAAAUAUAAAAUGGCUAUUCAGUCAUAAGGAAUUAAGAUUUUUCUCUCUAACUUAUGUCCUUGAUAUGAACCUCUCUGCAUAACCAUUAAGAUGGCUCCUACUUCCAAUGAAGUUGUAAGUUGAACUAUCUUUGUGUAAUCUUUCUCCAUAAGUGGUGAACUGGGGAGAGGUGGAAAAAUGUAAAUACUUAGAUACAAACAAGUAUAAUCCUUCACUCUUUGAAGCUGAGAAAAUAAAUGCUAUAAAAUGCAGGGAUUAUUCCCUAUAUCCAUUACAUCAUGGGUGGAAAUUUUAAAUUGACCAUCCUCUUCUGUUCUGAUCAAUUAUUCCUUCUUGGCCUACAGAAUUUUACUUUGUGUUGUAGUGGGCAUUUUGACUGUUUUCAGCCCUGGCGCAUGCUUAGCUUAAAGACCAGUCAGUUGCAAGGGUACUUCACAUCCCAUGUCUUACUCCUCAUGCCCAUCAUGCAAUACAGUCCUGCUGUCUAGGAAUAUUAAAUCCUAGAUGUAUGCUGCUAAUAUAGGCAAUGGGCACAUUGGAAGACUGAGUUUACCAGAAGGAACUGCACGCUCAUGCUCAUAUCUCAACUUGAUGCCAUCUGUUUUUCAUGGCUUUUUGUAACUUGCACCUUCUCUGCUAAUAGGACAAAAUUAUACCCUACAGUAAAGCUGGAUUUACGAUCUGUUGCCACUUUUUUAUGAACUUGUGGCAUACAUGAAUUAUGUAUGUGGCCUUCAUGCAAAAGCUGAUAGUAAAAUCCGGUUGCUGAACUUUGGUAUAACAGUACCUCACUGAUAAAAGCCAUGUAAGAAAUGCCUAUCAUAAACCUCUUGCUCUAGUGUGUGUGUGUGUGUGUGUGUGUGUGUGUGUACGUACUCAGUUUUUAUGCAGAUAAUUAUACUUUGUAAAAUCCAAGUUUUUACUCUUUAUGAAAUAUUGUGUAUCUGGUAACUUUUGCACCCUUAAAUACAGAAAAUAGUCCACAAGAUGGAAGUAAGUAAUAAAAGCUUUGAUGAAAGAAUUAAUACUGUAUGGUAGGUGUUAGGAAUCUUACAUUUAAGAUAGGUCUGCUCAUAGUGAUCAGGAAUGUUUAACUGGGUUGCUAAAGAGAAAUCUUAAACUUGCACUGAAUUAUAUUCCUUAUGGACAGCUGAUCCUGUGUCUUUUCUUGCUUCUCUGUAACUGUUAUGAACCAAGAUUGAUCUGCUAUAAAAUGAAAUACAUUUAUCAGGGGAAAGAUGAUGGAUUUAUGCAGCUAGAUGCCAAACGUAAGCUUCUCAAGUCUUGGUUGCCUUACAUCUUAAUAGUGAAGACUGUUAAGUAAUUUAAGCUCUCAAUAUUUUAUUUUUAAAAUACACUAGCACUACACUUACUUUCAUAAUAUGUAUGAGCCUUCUUUAAAACUAGCACUUGCCAGAAUUGGCUGUCUUGCACUCAUGUCUUUAAAACAAAUAGAUUUUUAAUUACUGUAAUUCAAAAUCAAGUGUCUCAAUGUAUGUUGUAAUCCCUCUACAGAGUAGUUCAACCCAAGCAUUUUGUGGGAAACAGUGAUCUUCUCUUCUAAGAUUAUAACUACUUGGAGUUUAAAUUUUUAAACACUGCUAUUGGAAACUUUAUUUUUAUAUAUGCAAGAUUCAAUUUGUGCUUUUGACAGUCAGGUUAUUCAACUGUUAUAUGUUCAGUCAUGACAGUUACAUAUUUAUGUAGGAAAAUUGAUGUCAAAUAUCUUUGUAUAGAACAUUCUCAAAUGGCUUUGUAUAGAGGAGAUAUUUAUGUGCAGAAUGAAACAUGGGAACAUUUCUCUAUUGUAAAUGUAGAAUGAAUGCCAUUGUUAUGAGUUCUAUUUUCUGCACUGUGAGAUUGGAAAGUACUUAACUUUACAGACUUCUGGUUUUCUUUUUAUACCUCAAGUUUUUACACUGAAUGCAAGUUACAGACGCUUUAACAAUUUGUAUUUUUAAAAUCUUCCUAUUUCUCUUAAAUUGGCUGUUUAGAGAAUCUGUCAAUAAAAUGUACUGGCUUCUCUUUAAAUGAAAUAGUUUAAAUAUAUAUUUUUGUGUUGAGUACACACCAAGAAAUUUAAAAAACAGUUAAUUAGACAGACAAGGUUUUCUGUACUGGCACCACAUAAUUAUAGUGGAUAAACAUACUAUGCUUUUAAAGGUUUGUAUGUUUUGCUAACAAUGAUGCUAAUGUAGAACAAUACUCAUGCCUAUUAUUUCUUCUCUGUCUAUAGUGUGCAUCAGGGGUGUGCAACCUUUUUGCAUUCAUGACCCCUGGGCCCAAUAAAAUGGUUCCGGAAAAAUUUUCGUUGAGCCAAAAAAAAGCGUAGCCCCUCUAAUUGCUGUUCCACUCCUGCCACUCCCCUCACUCCUGCCGCCUGUCUGGGCACCAAGACGGCCAGCCCAGAUCAAGGUGCUGUAGCCCCCCUGGAGGACAGUUGUAACCUCCAAGGAGGUCGUGACUGCUGGUGUAUGUGAACUGUCAGUUUAAACUUUUGGGGAAUAAGGAGUCAUAAAAUGAGUGUCAUAAAAAUAGCAUCAGAAUAUCUCUUAAAAGCGGGAAAAUGUCCCUUCUACAAAAGGAAGAUAUUAGGCUUCUAGGUUGUGGUGCUUUAUGAUUCACAAAUGUGGUUUGAAGGCAUUUAAAAAGAGAAUUAGAAACUCAGCUUAGGACUUACCUACCCUAGAAGCCUUUGAUCAAGUCAUUUUUAAAUUGAUCUGAAGAGUCAAUGUGAAAAGCAGAAUAGAGGAAACAUUCUCCUUCAGAUAGUGUCCUUGUGUGCUCCACUUGGCUGUCAGUGCAUCCUUGGGCCAGUGAUUGGUGGUUUUUUUAUCCUAGCAGUGCCUUCCUGCGCUGUGCAUGCACAGUUGCCAUCUUGUACUAUUUUGUUAGCUGCACACGCAGUGCCAAUUCCUUGGUUCCAGGUCUACUGUCCUUGGCAGAAGACAAACUGAGUGCACCACCUUGAUUAAUUCAGUUCUUUAACUAUUUUUAGUCACCUAGUUUUUUUAACCAAGCCAUCUCUUCUCCCCUUCUCUAACCCUAACUCUCCCCUCCCCCAAGCCUUUUCUUCUCAUCCAGUCUCCCCAAUUACUUAAAGAUGCUGGGCUCCCCCAGCUUCAAAAAAUGUGACUUGUGCAGGGACUUCAUGGCCAUUUGGGACAGGCAUGCCUCCUGCAUAAGGUGUCAGAGAAGCUAGCAUGGCCAAAGCAUGACUGCGAGGGCCAGAAAAGACCAGGAGGUGAGUCUAAAGAACUUCCUCUGGGAGAAGUCUCCCCAACGGUGGAACCUGCAACUCUGAGUAAAAGAGCCCAUGUAUCUCUGCCCUGGUCUACGGUGGCACCAGAACAGUUGCUGACAAUAUCAGGCACCACCCAUUUGCCAGUUCUGUCCACAUCCCGCAUCAUGAAGUGGCACCAAUAGGCUUUGGAGCUGAAGGGUAAAUCAGGCUCCUCCGCACUGACUGAUGCAUGCUUGGGCCUAGCACCAAUGACCAAAGCAGAUAUGCCACCUCCUCUGGCACCUACAGACUGCAGCACACACUCAAGCUGCCUCUUCAUAGCAUAUGCUGGCAUUUGUUUUAACACUUACAUAAAUAGUUUCAAAGAUUUGACACCAGGCUUUCUCAGGUGUGAGGCCUUUCAAAUCGCAUGCAUUAGGAAGUCUCAAAAUGCCCACCAAAGAAAGCUGGAAAACCGAACUUGGAACAUAGUAAGCACAGCCUUUAAGCAAAAAAGCACAGUCUUUAAAAAAAAAAUCUUUCAUGAUGCAGGAAAACAUCAUGAGGUGCCAAAAAAUCCACCACUAUAAAUUAAAAAUCGUUGGUGGAUAUUUUUAAAUUAGGAGUGAGGAACCCUUUUUUGGGGGGAGGGGGUUCUGACUCACAAAAAAGUGAGAAAUAAACCAACCCUUGCUGACACAGCCCCCAACUGAGAAGGAGAAAGACACUCCUCAUAUUCCCUUCACGCACCACAGCCCUGGGGAGCCGAGGGUAGUAGAUUUUGUGUGCUCCAGCCCCAUGGGAGGACAGCGAUGGGGGCUGGAGUGCCAAUGCAGGUUUCCCAAUGCUGUGGGAGAGAAUCAAGAUGUAGGCAAGCUGGGGGCCACAUCUGGACCCCGGGCUUUCAUUACCACCCCUGCUUUAAACUAUCUGUAUAUUUUUAGACCCACAGUUUUGUGCCCCAAACCUUAUAAUUCUGAGACUCCAGUGUCUGCUUUUAGCUCUCAGUAGAGCUGCAUGUUAGCUACUUGUAGUAGUUUAUGAAUUAUGAUGGUAUACCAGAUCCUACUCAGAGCAGUGCCCUCUUCCCCAUUCAGCAAAUUAUAAUGAUCAGUAAACUUUGACCAUUUUUUACUCCUGUAACAGUUCCCUGAACACAACCAGGAACAGCAGUCUAUGCAGGUCAGUGUAUUUAGGGUGUGAAAAGCGAGACCAUCAGAAGAUUUAGUAAUAUUGGUUGCAGGCAGUUAAUUCUACAUAACACCAAACUGCUGAAGCCUGAAUUAAACUUUUCCCACUCACAUUAAAAAUCCAAGCACAUAAGAAAUUAGGGGUGGCCAAGUUUGAAUAAAAAAAAAAUGAUGGCGUCUACUUGAUUUUUUUUAUAUAUUUUCUCAGGUGACUCAAACUAACACUGUCUCUGGAUACUUUCCAUGUUGCACUUAAUAUUUUUUGCAUGAAUACACAGUUGCUGCCAAGAACAUUGUAAAUUUUUCUUUGGGCUGGGUGGAAAAUAAGACCUAGUAUAAGGUAGCUAUCUCAGUGUAGAUUCCUGCAUUCUGCCAUGGAGAGAGUUUGUCCUUUUCUGGGCAGAAUAAGAAGAGUAAACAAACCCCAUGCUAUUACAGUAAGGAAACAUUACUGAUAGGAAACAGCUGCACUGCCCAGGAGUGUUGCUUCCUGCUGGAGACCAGAGCUGAGUGCUAUUUUUAGGUCAGGACAAAAAUUAGACUCCAAUUGUUUUAGCUGAUGUGCUGGAUAUCAGUUGAGUUCAGUAAUUAUACAGGUAUGUUUAACUGAUUAUAAAAAUGAUUUAUUUAAGCCCCUGCUAUAAACCAUGGUUUUUCAGGCUUCUAACUUUCUUUUUCCUACAGAACAGUUGUCUCCCAUCCACUUCCCUAGCUCCUGAUAAACUCAGGGAGGAACAGCUCUGUGAAGGAAUGUUCAGUUAUCAAAGUUCACAACUGUUUGUCUUUCUUACUAGUUCUUCUCAUUCAAAAACUAUCAAACUGAGUAUUAAUGAGUCCUAGAACAGGGAUGUAGAACUUUUUUGGGUGGGGGGCUGCUGACCCAAAAAAAAUCAGAGGGGCCGCACACAAGUGAGAAACCAAACAAACCCUUACUGACAUGGCCUUCAACUGAGAAGGAAAAAGACACUUAUCACAUUCCCAAGCCUGGGAGGGCCUAGCUAGCAGAUUUUGUGUGCUCCAGCCCCAGAGCUGUGGAGGUGGUGACGG
Messenger RNA from Pelodiscus sinensis (Chinese soft-shelled turtle), 8389 nucleotides. RefSeq names its product myotubularin related protein 12 (gene MTMR12). Gene Ontology annotation, biological process: phosphatidylinositol dephosphorylation. Lineage: Eukaryota; Metazoa; Chordata; Testudines; Trionychidae. The record is from RefSeq and is a predicted model, not a curated record. Gene Ontology annotation, cellular component: membrane; cytoplasm.